Syzygium oleosum is the source of this 1143-nucleotide messenger RNA. RefSeq names its product adenylate isopentenyltransferase 5, chloroplastic-like. The coding region runs from base 1 to 1143 and encodes 380 amino acids. Gene Ontology annotation, molecular function: tRNA dimethylallyltransferase activity. Gene Ontology annotation, cellular component: mitochondrion. Gene Ontology annotation, biological process: tRNA modification; cytokinin biosynthetic process. The transcript is spliced from 2 exons. The record is from RefSeq and is a predicted model, not a curated record. NCBI's taxonomy places the organism in Eukaryota, Viridiplantae, Streptophyta, Magnoliopsida, Myrtales, Myrtaceae.
AUGAAGUCCAUUCAUGGAUAUCCAAAGUUGAGCAAGCCCAAGGUCGUGUUUAUAAUGGGAGCAACAGGAACCGGAAAAUCCAAGCUCUCAAUCGAUCUUGCGGUCCAUUUUCAAACUGAGGUCAUCAAUUCCGACAAAAUCCAAGUGUACAAAGGGCUCAAUGUUGUCACCAACAAGGUCACUGAGCUCGAGCGUCAAGGCGUGCCACACCACCUCUUAGGAGUGGUUGACGACCCGGAUGUCGACUUCUCGGCACAUGAUUUUUGUCGCGAUGCGUUGAUCGCCAUCAAGGAGAUAACGGAUCGUGGGCGUGCCGCAAUCAUUGCUGGGGGAUCAAACUCCUUUAUCGAGGUGCUCGUGGACGACCCUACAUUUUAUUUCAGGUCGAUUUAUGAUUGUUGUUUCAUAUGGUUGGAUGUGUCGCCGCCAGUCUUGAGUGUGCAUGUGUCGAAACGGGUGGAUGAGAUGGUUGCCGCAGGCCUAACAGAUGAGGUGCGAGGAAUGUUUGUCCCUGAAGCCGACUACUCACGUGUUAUUCGCCGUGCGAUUGGAGUCCCAGAGAUGGACCAUUUCCUGAGAGUCGAGAAUCGUAUGAUUGAUGAUGAGAAAUCGAAGGAAGUUUUGCUUGACGAUGCCAUCAACGAGAUCAAGGUCAACACUUUUAAGUUAACUUGUCUCCAAGUUGAGAAGAUCCGGAGGCUUAUUGAAGAGCGCAGGUGGAACAUACGCCGCAUCGACGCGACUGGGGUUUUCGAGAGUUUAGGGAAAGAUGUUGAGAAGGCAUGGGAGAGUUUGGUGUUGGAGCCAAGCCUGGCAAUAGUUGGAGAUUUCCUCAAGGGCCAUGAGAAAUCAUUUAAUAUGCCAAAUCAAUUUCGCGCAACCUUGCCUCAAGUUCGCAUGGAAAUGCAGGCAAGGGAUGAGUUCGGGCCUGUCAGGGGUUUUGAUGUUCCAUUUGACUUAGUUGGAGAUUGGGACCCAUCUGCCAUACCCCCUAUAGAUGGAGAGUUGACCAGUGUGGAGACUAGUUUAGCUCAGUCUGGGUUGCACCCAGCAUCCGCAGCACAAGGAUCUUCAAAGGCGGAGCAUGAACCCGAGCCCGAAGCAUCGCAAGCGGAAGAUGACUCGAUGGACAUAGACUUAUAA